Messenger RNA from Branchiostoma floridae (Florida lancelet), 2052 nucleotides. RefSeq names its product olfactory receptor 2T35-like. The coding region runs from base 106 to 1254 and encodes 382 amino acids. NCBI's taxonomy places the organism in Eukaryota, Metazoa, Chordata, Leptocardii, Amphioxiformes, Branchiostomatidae. The record is from RefSeq and is a predicted model, not a curated record. The transcript has a single exon. Gene Ontology annotation, molecular function: G protein-coupled receptor activity. Gene Ontology annotation, biological process: G protein-coupled receptor signaling pathway. Gene Ontology annotation, cellular component: membrane.
UAAUUUUUGUCACUUUUGUUUACAGCUGCAACAGCUCUUACUACUCGCACGGCAACUGUACAUUUCCAACUUCAAACGCCAGUGUCAAUACAUGAACAAUUGCAAAUGAUGAAUAAUACGAUAACAAUGACUGAAACGGGUCUUGUGAACACUACCAGGAACGUUGUAGAAUUCGAUGCCAUCUCAGACCCCACGUCCAAGGGUUUUCAGAUCGCCUACGACGCCGUUUGUCUGGUCGUCGCCGUAGUGUGCAACACGCUGGUCAUCUUUCUCGUCUGCAAGACGGAAUCUCUCCAUAAACCAAGACACUACCUGAGAUGUCAUCUAGCCGCCGUGGAGAUCGUCUUUGCCACAAUUUUGAUACCUUUUAACAUUGAGACAGUUGUGAAUGGACCACAUACCAUACCAUUUGCAUGCGAGCUACUAUAUGUCAUUGGCAACUUGUCAGGUAUCGCAAUAUUCGGUACAUACUUCUUGAUGGCCAUUGAUAUGUAUUAUUUCAUCUGUCACCCUUUACGGUAUAACACGCAGGUGUCUGUCCGAAAGGUAGCGUUAGGUAUGCUUGUGGUAGAUGUUUUAGCUAUAUCUAUAGGAAUUACACCUGUCGCUAUUGCUGGGGAGAUGAAAUCAUCGGGCAGCCUCCAGUGCGCCCCAGAGGCGAUAGACAGCGUCCAGGCAUCGGCGGUCAUCAGAAAUUUGGGAAUCGUCUUUCAAAUCAUUUUCGUAUUGAUAAUCUUUAUACUAUAUUACUUAGUGUUCAAAGAAGCCAGGCAGCAGCAAGAAAGAGAUGCGAAUCAACACUUGCGAAUUUAUCAGACGAGGGCCUUCAAAACCAUGGGUGGCCACGUUAUUAUUCUUCUUGUUUUCCUGUCGGCUACUAUAUUCCUGAUAGUUUCACGGCGGGCUGUCCUUGUACAUGAAGGGAAUCCAUCCGACGCGCAGCUCAUAGCUCACAAGGUCGCUGUGCAUCUCUUUCGAACCCUAUCACCAAUGGCGGACCCGUUGGUUCAUAGUCUUAGGGUGCCAGACUUUAGGAGGGCGCUCAAGCGGCUGUUCCAGCGAUCUCACCGGGUGGAUGUUGCAACAUCAUCCAGUUAUCAAGCGACAGGUGUUGCAUUUGUACACGCAAAGCCUACAUCUAGUUUUGUGGACAAGGACAGCCAAGUAGAAAUAAACAGCCGGCUAGAUGAAGAGAAAGAUGCCGUAACUGGUAACCCCGUGGUAUGCAUGUCCUUUUCAGAAGAUAGUGACUAGUCAUUGACAUCUUCACGUCACAGUCUAUGUUGGCUGUUCACUAAUAUGAUAUGUUAUCUUAUAUUCAGUCAAGCGUAGGCAAACUGAACUAUGUAAAGUUUUGUAGUCAGUUAUUGAGGUUAGAUAAUACUCUUUAUUCAAUGUUGAAACAAAGAAGACAAAUCACCUAUGUUUCGUAGAUGUAAAAUGAACAGAUGACCUUGUUCCUAUUGUCUAUUUUUUGUGUGCAGUAUAGAAGUGUUUAAACAACAAAUUUACGUAUAUUGAAGCAAGUUUUUGUAGUAAAGUAAUUUUAACAGAUACGUUGUUGGGCUCGAUUUCUUGGAAAUCUAUCUAAAGCUUUUCUGCUUCAGGUUUUCGGAUACCGUCUGAUUAUCUGGAUUAUUUUCAAGGUGAGUACUUUAUUUGGGCUCAGCUUGGAUAGAAUCAGCAUUUGCCAUAGCCGUAAGCUAUCUAAACAUAUGCAAAUGAAACAACCAUAAAGUAAAACAUGAAUCAAACAAAAGAUAGCAUAUCAGUGUGUACAUGAUGUUACCUAUUUUCCUCUAUGCUUCUCCAUCUUCCCUUUCCUUGCAGUGAUAAAAUCCUCCAGUUCAUUACUUAUAACUCAAAUUUACAGAAGAAACCACAAAGCGCUUCUAAGUUUAGUACUAUUUGAUUGCUCUACACCACGCUCCGCAUGUUGCUGAAAAUGGUGGAAAUUGACCAAAUAGACAGAUAAUAUACCAGAGGAGCUUGCUUGACUUCAAAGAAGAUGUCGACUCCUUGUGUCAGACCCCCUGUGUCACAAACUGUAGU